Dentiscutata erythropus is the source of this 321-nucleotide messenger RNA. The record is from the annotation of a GenBank genome assembly. Lineage: Eukaryota; Fungi; Glomeromycota; Glomeromycetes; Diversisporales; Gigasporaceae.
AUGUCUUCAAAAUCUGAUUUAUGUGAAACUUGUGAAAUGAUAAAAAUAGAAAUUCAAUACGCUACUCAACAUGAAAAAAAACUAGAACUUACUAAUAGUUACUUGGUUCACUUGAAUCGUGCUCAAAAAGAACAUUACUACUACAAUAACAAUAUUAUAAUUGCAAUUGAGGAUGGAAAACAUAAUCAAAAUAUAGUUGGUUCUCAAGUAUCUUUUAAAACCUUUAAAGGUAUUAUACGCAUUGCAUAUGAUUGGGUACAAAAUGUGCAAAUAAUAUAUUCACCUCAACAAAUUGGCUCACUAUAUUUUAAAAGUUCUUGA